CGGGAACCCGUCGCCGCGGCCGCUUUGGCUGCCGCCGUCGGUUGUCACGAUGGACUCUCCGUGGGAUGAGCUGACCCUUGCCUUUUCUCGUACUUCUAUGUUCCCCUUUUUUGACAUCGCUCACUACCUCGUGUCGGUGAUGGCGCUGAAGCAUCAGCCUGGAGCAGCAGCAAUGGCAUGGAAGAAUCCUCUCUCCAGCUGGUUUACUGCUAUGCUCCACUGCUUUGGGGGAGGAAUUUUAUCUUGUAUACUGCUUGCAGAGCCUCCACUGAGGUUUCUUGCAAACAACACAAAUAUAUUGCUGGCAUCUUCAAUUUGGUAUAUUACAUUUUUUUGCCCUUAUGACCUAGUUUCCCAGGGCUACUCAUUCCUACCUGUUCAACUUUUGGCUGCGGGAAUGAAGGAAGUGACCAGAACUUGGAAAAUAGUAGGUGGAGUCACUCAUGCUAAUAGCUAUUACAAAAAUGGCUGGAUAGUCAUGAUAGCUAUUGGAUGGGCCCGAGGUGCAGGUGGUAGCAUUAUCACGAAUUUUGAGCUGUUGGUAAAAGGAGGUUGGAAACCAGAAGCUGAUGAAUGGCUGAAGAUGUCCUACCCUGCCAAGGUAACCCUGUUGGGGUCUGUUAUCUUCACAUUCCAGCAAACCAAGCAUCUGGCAAUAUCAAGGCAUAAUCUUAUGUUUCUCUAUACCAUGUUUCUUGUGGCCACAAAGAUAACCAUGAUGAUUACAGAGUCUGCUGUUAUGCCUUUUGCUCCUUUUGAGGAUACGUUGAGUCGGAUGCUGUUUGGCUGGCAGCAGCAGUUUUCAUCAUGUGAAAAGAAAAGUGAAACAAAAUCUUUCAAUGGUACUGGUUCAUCGACUUCAAAACCUAUACCUAAUGCUUCAGAUAAAGUUAAAAAGAAGCAUACUAAGAAGACUGAGUAAAUUUACUUGAUGACCUUUUAGAAGGCAAAAAAAAAAUUUUUUUUCUUAUCUACCUUGACAGAUUGUGAUAAGUAUUUCUAUGUAAAUGAUGUAAAAUAAAGAUUAUAUAUAAGGAAUGGAGGUGACAAAAAGAAAGAACUUCUUUCUGUUUCAGGGAGACUGUCCCUUUCUGGAUUGUAAUUUCUUAAGUGUUUAGAGUAUAUCAUGUGAAAUUGUUUUUCUAUGUUAUAUAUAAAAGAUCUUAUUGUGAUUUUUAAAAUAGUUUUAUAUUGAUAAAACAAGGCUAGAUAUUUUUAAAUGCCAAAAAGUAAACCUAUUGUCAUUGCAAAAUAGCAAAAAUUAAAAUCUUAUUGUUUAAUCUAGAUAUUUUCAUACAUAUUUUUUAUUUGAAUCU
Molecule: messenger RNA, 1316 nt
Organism: Sus scrofa (pig)
Lineage: Eukaryota; Metazoa; Chordata; Mammalia; Artiodactyla; Suidae
Gene: TMEM38B
Product: transmembrane protein 38B
Biological process (GO): potassium ion transmembrane transport
Cellular component (GO): membrane
Molecular function (GO): potassium channel activity; identical protein binding
Source: RefSeq, marked validated